This is a messenger RNA of Beta vulgaris subsp. vulgaris (sugar beet), 558 nucleotides long. RefSeq names its product miraculin. Gene Ontology annotation, molecular function: endopeptidase inhibitor activity. Lineage: Eukaryota; Viridiplantae; Streptophyta; Magnoliopsida; Caryophyllales; Amaranthaceae. The transcript is spliced from 2 exons. Bases 1 to 558 code for a protein of 185 amino acids. The record is from RefSeq and is a predicted model, not a curated record.
AUGGCUACUCAUUUCAUCAGCUCCACUCUAGUUCUUGCCACCUUCCUCCUCUUUGUCUCUCCUCCCGCCGCGGUGGCUCAAGUUAUUAACAUAUUCGACAUGGACGCCGAACCAGUGCAAGCCGGCAAAUUGUACUACAUUCUCCCAGUGGUUCAACGCCAAGGGGGUGGCAUAUCAACCGCACCUAAAAACAAUGAAUCAUCAUGCCCACUCUACGUGGUCCAAGAGAAAGACACAACGUCUUUUGGCCUCGCGGUAACAUUCAACCUUGCGCUACCUAAUACCACCAAUGUUACUUUCUCUGCUGACAUGAACAUUGUCUUUGGCGAAGCCAUCAACUGUGUUGAAUCUCCUGUAUGGACGUUGGCACUCGACGAACCCACCGGAAGGCGGUAUGUGGCUCUUGGAGGUCUAGGUAUGGCUCGAGGGCCGAAAGCAGUGAAUAAUUGGUUCAGGAUUGAGAGUUGCGGAGAUUUGGGUGUUUUUGUUCGGGAUGAUGGGACUUGGGUUUUGGGCGUUGGUGCUCCACCUUUGAGAAUUAAGUUUAAGAAAGCUUAA